Molecule: messenger RNA, 2055 nt
Organism: Poecile atricapillus (Black-capped chickadee)
Lineage: Eukaryota; Metazoa; Chordata; Aves; Passeriformes; Paridae
Product: 50 kDa spicule matrix protein-like
Exons: 2
Coding region: 907-2055 (382 amino acids)
Source: RefSeq, a predicted model, not a curated record
GCACAAUCAGCAGGUAAAAAUUAAACUUUUAUUUUCAAUCCGAGUUCAACCGGGAAGAAAAUUGCUCGGGUCGUUCCAUUCCGUGGGUUUUGUUGUGGGUGGUUUUUUUUUUUUUUAAUAAAAAAAGGCCAAAUAACUAUUUAUAUUUUUUUUUGUUUGUUUGUUUUACUGGUGGGUGCUCAACCCAGGAAGGACACAAGGACAAACCCCCCCAAUCAAGCGACGGAUCCCGAGGAAAACACGUUCUAAGCUCAGCACUGAGACGCAACCGGGGGAAGCUGGGAUGGACGAGGUUUAUUUUACACGUGAUGAGAAGCAAUUAUUCGGGUUGUUUUUUUUUUUUUUAAAUCGUUCUUCUUCCUUUUUUUUUUUUAAUUUUUUUUUUAACUCUUUUAUUUAUUUAUUUAUUUUAAAUACAGGUUUUUAGGUGCUUUUUCAGCUAUGAAAAAAAAAAACAACAAAAAAAAAAGGCAAAAAAGUGCAUAAAGUUGAGAGAAAAGGCAGAAAUCAAGCAGUUAAGAGGUUUGUUUCCCACGGCGGGGGUGAGAGGGGCACGGGAGGGGAGAAUUUAGGGACUGGAAUGGUUUUGAAGGAGGAUUAAAAAAAGGUCGGUAUCCCAAAAAAGGGAAUUUCCUGUGUUAUUUGGUCCAUUAAAAAAGGGUUUAUUCACAUUGAUGCUCCCCCCCACCCCAAUUCCCAGACAAGAAUUAAGAAUGAUUAAGAAGAUUCAGCAGGGAGGGGAGGCUCCCCCUGCCCUUGUGCUCCCUGUUUUAGCACCAGCCGGGAUUCCCAGCCCAUCCUGGCUGCUCCCGUCCCUGAAUCCCUGUCCCCAAUUCCCUUUUCCUGAUCCCGCUGUGCCCAAUCCCAGCCCCCAGAGCAAGGGACGUGUCCCCAGCAGGACACGGAAUGUUCCUUAUUCCCGUUUUUCCAGUGGGAACGCAUCCCGGGACCCCGCAGGGACUCCCGCUCCUCCCUCCCUGCUCAAUUCCAGUUUUUCCCGAGCCUGACCCGCCCCGGCCCCUCCGGAGCCCGGAGGAGAAGGGACAGGGACGUGCUUUGGUGUUUUGGUCCAUGACCAUCCCAAAUUGGUCCCAAAAAGCCGCAGCCGGCGCUGGGAAUGAGGCUGGGGGUGGCUCGGGGUGUCACAGCCCCCAGGGGACAAUCAGCGCUCAGCAGCGGGAGAAAAACAGGAAAAUUCUGGGGGGGAGGAAAAUGCUCCCCCAGGGGACCCCCAGAGCCCGGCCCAGAGCAAGCUGGAGGGGGCUCAUCCAUCCGGGGGGGUUUGAUCCCAGUCUGGGGGGGUUUGAUCCCAGUCUGGGGGGGUUUGAUCCCAGUCUGGGGGGGAUUGAUCCCAGUCUGGGGGGUUUGAUCCCAGUCCGGGGGGGUUUGAUCCCAGUCCGGGGGGGUUUGAUCCCAGUCUGGGGGGGUUUGAUCCCAGUCUGGGGGGCUCAUCCUGGUCUGGGGGGGCUCAUCCUGGUCUGGGGGGGCUCAUCCUGGUCCUGGGAGCUUCAUUCCAGUCUGGGGGGUUCAUCCCAGUCCAGGGGGGCUCAUCCCAGUCUGGGGGGCUCAUCCCUGCACCAGGGGGCUCAUCCCGGUCCGGGGGGUUUGAUCUCAGUGUGGGGGGGUUUGAUCCCAGUCUGGGGGGCUCAUCCUGGUCUGGGGGGCUCAUCCUGGUCCUGGGGGCUGCUCCAGAGGGGCUCAUCCCUGCACCAGGGGGUUCAUUCCAGUCUGGGGGGGCUCGUCCCAGUCCAGGGGGGCUCGUCCCAGUCCAGAGGGGCUCGUCCCAGUCCAGGGGGGCUUGUCCCAGUCCAGGGGGGUUUGUUCCAAUCUGGAGGGGUUCAUCCCAGUCCAGGGGGCUCAUCCUGGUCUGGGGGGGCUCAUCCCAGCUCCAGGGGCUCAUCCCAGCCCUCCAGGCACCCCCAGGAAAAGCCCCACGGCUGCUCCUUCUCCGCAGGGAUCGGGACGAGCGGAGCCCGGGGCGGGAGCAGCCGGAGCCUCCUCCAGGGCUGCCCAGAGCUCAGAACGCCGGGAACUUUCCCUGGGGAUUUGAACUAA